Molecule: messenger RNA, 1746 nt
Organism: Closterium sp. Naga37s-1
Lineage: Eukaryota; Viridiplantae; Streptophyta; Zygnematophyceae; Desmidiales; Closteriaceae
Source: the annotation of a GenBank genome assembly
AUGCUCGUCGUCAAGGAAAAUCGUGCCGUCUCACUUCAGGAUCUCACCGCGGCCGUCGCGUGCUUCCCUCACCUCUCGCACGUGCAUCUGAGCGACAACAGCGUGGAGACCAUCGACGACGCCUUCCUCGCUCACCUCGCCGCUGCGUGCCCUAAACUGAUGUCGCUCCACGUGGGCAAGGAGAUCACGAAAAUGUGGGACUGGGAAAGGGAGGACGAGCAUCCAGUGACCGAGGCUGGUUUGGACCAUUUCGUGCGUCGCUGCACUCAGCUGCAGCACCUCUCGCUCUACUGCCUGCAUCGAUACGGGAGGCUGCCUGCGUCCGUCUCGCUCCUCACCGACCUGCACACCCUGGCUCUGACCCAGAGCUCGCCACUUGAAGAGAUGGAAUUUACGCACCUGUCGUCUCUCGCCACUCUCUCUGUGGACAUCUCGGACCAGGAGGAGCUGGAUCUUACGGCCCUCGUGCAUCUGCCGGCCUUCACCAGCCUCUUCCUGUGCGGCGAUUCGCAGCUCAUUCUCGAAGGCUACGACGCCCGGCCCGUCUCAUUUGCUCGGAUGGCUCUCCUUGAGUCGCUGGAGUUCAAUUACAGCACUCCACGAUUCGACCUGUUGUUUCCGUCUGGUGUCUCGUGCCGCCGUCUCGAGCGGCUGCUUCUCAGAUUCUGCGAUGAGCUCGAGCGUCUGCCGGACGACAUGGGAGAGCGACUGCCACGCCUUCGAGAUCUGAGCAUCUGCGCGUGCCGUAACUUAACCGAGCUGCCUGAUAAGUUCACGUCCCUUACCUGCCUCCAGAAGCUGACGCUUUCCGCGCUCGACCUGGCCAGCCUGCCUGAAAACUUUGGAAAGCUGCCCGCGUUGAGGGAACUGACGUUGCAGCAGCUGCUGAUUUCAGGUCUGCCAGAAACUUUCUCCCAGCUCACGUCGCUGGAGGCCUUGAAUCUGGUUGAUUGCCGCGCGAUGCUGGCGUUGCCUGCAAGAUUCGGCAGCCUCCACGCACUCAAGUCCCUCUGCAUCGCCAACUCGCCGAAGCUGGUUCUUCCAGAAGACAUUGAGCUUCCUGCACUGCCAAGGCUGAGGUCUAUGAGCUUGACUGGUGUUGCCCUGGUGCGUGGGUUGGUGGCUACCGUGAGUUUGACCUCUGUUGAACACCUGGAGCUGGCGCUGGCAGGCGAAGCAGAGGAGUUGCCGCUCUCCCUGGCGUUAUGCCCUAACCUGCGCACCCUCACCAUUCAAAGUGCUGCAUGCUUGAAGACACUUCCCGAUGAGUUGGGAUCGACUGUGCAGCAGCUGAGGCAGCUGCGCAUAGAGCAGGCUCCAGAACUGAGAGAGUUGCCAGACAGUUUCACCCAGCUGCACUGCCUGACCUCCUUGGAAGUGCACGCACCCAAGCUUGCUUCCCUGCCACACGGCAUUGGCGCCUUGUCCCAACUGCGCCAGCUGAACCUGGCCCACUGCUCAUCGCUCACACGCCUCCCUGCCUCUGUCACCCGCCUCUGCUGCCUCCACAAGCUGAACUUGGGAUACACCCCGAUCCGCUCCCUGCCCUGCCACUUGGCCCAUAUGAGCCGCCUCAAAGAUCUUGACCUGGAUUCGUGCAAGCACCUGGAGUCUCUCCCUCACGAUUUCACCCAGCUCCAGAUGCUGCAUAACCUGAAUGUUUCAGGAUGUGACAAACUGACCAGUGAGAGAGGGUGUCUUAAAGAUGCGGGUGUUAGAGACAUGUAUGGGCUGUACGUGUCCUGA